Ilex paraguariensis (yerba mate) is the source of this 546-nucleotide messenger RNA. The record is from the annotation of a GenBank genome assembly. Lineage: Eukaryota; Viridiplantae; Streptophyta; Magnoliopsida; Aquifoliales; Aquifoliaceae.
AUGGCUUUGGUCCAGUCAUCAUCAAACCAAACAACAUUUCCAGCCAUUAAUGCAGGGGAUCUCAAUGUCGAAGGAAAAGCAGUUAAUGCUACUAAAACCCACACAGAGGAAUCAAAUACUUGUUCUGAACCUGGGGUUGUUGAGGUUCAAGGUGGUAACAAACCCACCUCAUCAGAUCUCAUCUACACAAAGGAAACUCAGAUCUCUUGUAGCAACGAAGAGGGAGUCAUCCAUUUGAACGAGGCUGAGAUUACAAGAGCCAUCAAUCCUCAGCCUUGCACUAAUCCCAAGGCCCAACAGGUGUCAAGUGCAAAUCAUAACCCUGAUAAUCUAAGGGCCAAAGGAAAGCCACCUGCCCCAAAUGACAACCAGAUGGUAAGAACUGAGUGGAAACAGAAGCAGAAGAUCCAAGAAACAACUAAUGGAAAGGAUGUGGAUCCAGCUCCAAUUGAUAAGGGGAAGAACAUUGUCUCCACAGUCAUUAUAGACCCCCCCUAUGGAGACAGUCAGUACACCAAAAGAGCAGUAGCCUACAACUGCAGCUGA